AUGGAUAAAACCUUCUUGCUCAAAGGUGAACAGCAAGUUCCAGCAAACAACUAAAUCUCAACAAAGAAAAAUAUUCUUCAUAAUGUUGCAGCCUUCUCAAUUGGAGUAGCAUUAACUUACGCUUUGUUCUCAGAGCCAUCAACAUCAGUCAUAGAUGGAGUUGAUGAUACUCAAUCACUCUGGUUGGUAGAGCCAAAGAAUAAGUUUGAAUGGAAUGAAACAAAUGCUCUUGAUUGGAGCCAAACCAGUCACUUUGUUGAUAUUUCAACUUCUCCAAAUGGAGAUCUAUAUGGAAUGCAACAGUAUGGAGUAGAUACAAACACUUAUAGAUUCGGCUAUAGAUUUAACUUUGUUAACGGAAACUGGCUAUCAUUUGACGAUGACUUACAGAUAAAAGAUAUCAAGUUUGACAAGAUUGGAAAUUUCUAUGUCCUUGAUAUUCAAAACUAAUUAUAUGCAAAGAAUUCAAAGAGUACUGUCCUCUUGAAGAACAUUCAAGACUUUGAAGUUACUUCAUAAGGUGAUGUUUAUGCAAUCUCAUCAACAGUAAAAGAGUCGAACUCUUAAUAACAACUAAACGUUUGGAUUUCAGGAAGUGGCUUCCAGUACAAGCUAUUUUCACCAACAGUGUUCUCAAAGCUUGCCUUGAAAGAUGAGAUCCCCAUCUACGUUGAUGUUAAUGGAGUCACAGUUGGUUACGGAGAUCAAUGUGUUAAAGAUAUUGCAGUCGGUGUUGACGGUAGUGUCUGGGCUCUAAGUUGCACAAAGAAUGAAAAAUCAGCCGACUACCAACUUAUCAAGUGGGAUCCAUUCACACUCUAAUGGUAUGAUGUGGUAGAUUCCUUUGGAGUAAAGAUUGCUGCUUAUAAUGAAAUAUCCAUAUCCGUUCUUGAUUCCUUUGGAAGAAUUAGAUUCUCAUCAGCAAAGGAUAGAUACUAAAAUGUUAAAUAUUACGAGCAAAAAGUUAACACUUAACUCUUUAAUGGUUCAUAAAUUUUAAAGGAUGGCAACUUGGCUUACGUUCAAAGCCUUUUAUAGGAUAAAUACUCAAUUUCAACACUUUGCUAUAGAGCAAGCUAAAAUGGAUUCACAGCUUAGCAAUUCCACACAGCUUGUGAUUUCAAAGGACCUACUAUUACAAUCAUUAAGGCAACAACUGGAAAGAUUGGAGGAGGAUACACUUCCCAAUCAUGGAAAAGUGUGAACAAUUAUGUUGUUGACAAAGAAGCAUUCUUAUUCUCAGCUGAUAACUAAGUCUAAAUACUAAGUGAAGGAGGAAGUAACGCUAUCUAUGAUAACAAUGGCUAUGGUCCUACUUUUGGAGGUGGUCACGAUCUUCAUGUUGCAACUGGAUCAAAUGCAAAUUAGAAUAGUUACACAAAUUUAGGAUACAACUACAAGCGUUCAAACAUUGUUUAUCAAAGCAAUGAGGCAAAAACUUAUCUUUUUGGCGCUUACAAUUAUAUCACCUCAGAGAUUGAAGUUUAUUACCUUAUUUGA
Messenger RNA from Stylonychia lemnae, 1500 nucleotides. NCBI's taxonomy places the organism in Eukaryota, Ciliophora, Spirotrichea, Sporadotrichida, Oxytrichidae. The record is from the annotation of a GenBank genome assembly.